GGAAGUAGAGGCUGGCGGCGCGGCGGCGCGCCCGAAGGGUGGGCGGUGAGGUGGUGGCGGCUGCAGUGUGCCAGGCGCCGCCUAGGUGUGCCAGCGGCUGGGGAGUUGGCGGCCGGACGGUGGCCGCCGUGUGCUCACGGGUGAACGCGUGUUGGGAGCCAGAUGGCCUGAAUCUGUGUAGCUGCUCUGCCACUUUCUAACUCAUCAAUAUAGACAAGUUCCUUAAUCUCUAAAAACCACCACCCGUGUCAUGGAAUUUUAUCUGAUUGUGUAGAUCAGAUUUCUUUAUUCUGGGUAUCAUGGUAACAAUACAGAAAAUAUGCAUUACUUCUCAUUUCUGCAAAUAGUCUUCACUGCUGAAGAAAGAAAUUUUUAAAGCUACAACCAAAUUCAUUUUGGCACCUUUUAUGGAAAUCCUGAUUUUGUUUGUACUUUUUAAUAACCUUUUACUAAAGGUAUGAACAAGCAGAGAGCUUAUCUCAUUAGACAAGUCCACAUUAAUAAGAAUGCCUAGAAGAGGAUUGAUUCUUCAGACCCGGAGCCACUGGCUACUAUUGGGUCUCGCUUUACUCUGCAGUUUGGUAUUAUUUUUGUACCUUCUAGAAUGUGCCCCCCAGACGGAUGGAAAUGCAUCUCUCCCCGGUAUCGUUGGGGAAAAUUAUGGUAAAGAGUAUUAUCAAGCCCUCCUGCAGGAGCAAGAAGAACAUUAUCAAACCAGAGCAACUAGUCUGAAACGCCAAAUUGCCCAAUUAAAACAAGAAUUACAAGAAAUGAGUGAGAAGAUGAGAUCAUUGCAAGAGAGAAAGAAUGUAGGGGCUAAUGGUAUAGGCUAUCAAGGCAACAAAGAACAAGCACCUAGUGACCUUUUAGAGUUUCUUCAUUCACAAAUUGACAAAGCUGAAGUUAGCAUAGGAGCCAAACUACCUAGCGAGUAUGGGGUCAUUCCCUUUGAAAGUUUUACCUUAAUGAAAGUAUUCCAGUUGGAAAUGGGUCUUACCCGCCAUCCAGAGGAAAAGCCAGUUAGAAAAGAUAAACGAGACGAAUUGGUAGAAGUUAUUGAAGCCGGCCUAGAGGUCAUUAAUAAUCCUGAUGAAGAUGAUGAACAGGAAGAUGAAGAUGGUCCCCUUGGAGAGAAACUGAUAUUUAAUGAAAAUGACUUCAUAGAAGGUUAUUAUCGCACGGAGAGAGAUAAGGGCACACAGUAUGAACUCUUUUUUAAGAAAGCAGACCUUAUGGAAUAUAGACAUGUGACCCUCUUCCGCCCUUUUGGACCUCUCAUGAAAGUGAAGAGUGAGAUGAUUGACAUUACUAGAUCAAUUAUUAACAUCAUUGUGCCUCUCGCUGAAAGGACUGAAGCAUUUGCACAGUUUAUGCAGAACUUCAGGGAUGUGUGUAUUCAUCAGGACAAGAGAAUCCAUCUCACAGUGGUGUAUUUUGGUAAAGAAGGACUAUCUAAAGUCAAGUCUAUCCUGGAAUCUGUCACAAGUGAGUCUAAUUUUCACAAUUACACCUUGGUCUCAUUGAAUGAAGAAUUUAAUCGUGGACGAGGACUAAAUGUGGGUGCCCGAGCUUGGGACAAGGGCGAGGUCUUGAUGUUUUUCUGUGAUGUUGAUAUAUAUUUCUCAGCCGAGUUCCUUAACAGCUGCCGGUUAAAUGCUGAGCCAGGUAAGAAGGUGUUUUACCCUGUGGUAUUCAGUCUUUACAACCCUGCCAUUGUUUAUGCCAAUCAGGAUGUACCCCCACCUGUGGAACAGCAGCUGGUUCACAAAAAGGAUUCUGGCUUUUGGCGAGAUUUUGGCUUUGGAAUGACUUGUCAGUAUCGAUCAGAUUUCCUGACCAUUGGUGGAUUUGACAUGGAAGUAAAAGGUUGGGGUGGAGAAGAUGUUCAUCUUUAUCGAAAAUACUUACAUGGUGACCUGAUUGUGAUUCGGACUCCAGUUCCUGGCCUUUUCCACCUCUGGCAUGAGAAGCGCUGCGCUGAUGAGUUGACCCCUGAGCAGUACCGCAUGUGCAUCCAGUCCAAAGCCAUGAACGAGGCCUCUCACUCGCACCUGGGAAUGCUGGUUUUCAGGGAGGAGAUAGAGACACAUCUUCACAAACAGGCCUAUAGGACAAAUAGCGAAGCUGUUGGUUAAUGUAAUCAUGGACGUGUUAGUCUGAACCGGAAGCCAGCACUAUUUAUUUAGCCUUAAUUCCAGUUCCAGAUGCAGUGCCUCUUUCAGAGAAGACGUGCUUGUCUUGCGUUCUUGCUGACAUUGCUUCAGCAAUUUAACUUGGCGUAAGAAGAAAAAACAAGUGUCGCAAUGCAAAACUUCUGUUUUGUGAGAAUACUGCACUAUGGAAUCAUUGACAAAUCAAAAUCUGGUUUUUGUUCUAAGAGUAGGUUUCUUGUUUGUUUGUUUUUUGGUCUUUUUGUCUUUUUAGGGCUGAAUUCAUGUUAUAUGGAGGUUCCC
Molecule: messenger RNA, 2453 nt
Organism: Phacochoerus africanus (Common warthog)
Lineage: Eukaryota; Metazoa; Chordata; Mammalia; Artiodactyla; Suidae
Gene: CSGALNACT2
Product: chondroitin sulfate N-acetylgalactosaminyltransferase 2
Exons: 9
Coding region: 507-2135 (542 amino acids)
Cellular component (GO): Golgi cisterna membrane
Molecular function (GO): glucuronosyl-N-acetylgalactosaminyl-proteoglycan 4-beta-N-acetylgalactosaminyltransferase activity
Source: RefSeq, a predicted model, not a curated record